Talaromyces rugulosus is the source of this 405-nucleotide messenger RNA. RefSeq lists its product as uncharacterized. NCBI's taxonomy places the organism in Eukaryota, Fungi, Ascomycota, Eurotiomycetes, Eurotiales, Trichocomaceae. Gene Ontology annotation, molecular function: RNA binding. The record is from RefSeq and is a predicted model, not a curated record. Gene Ontology annotation, cellular component: U12-type spliceosomal complex; U2-type prespliceosome; catalytic step 2 spliceosome. Gene Ontology annotation, biological process: nuclear-transcribed mRNA catabolic process; mRNA splicing, via spliceosome. The transcript is spliced from 3 exons. The coding region runs from base 1 to 405 and encodes 134 amino acids.
AUGUCCGAGCGAGCCUCUUUCCGCGGCGGUCGCGGUGGGCGCGGCGGAGGCGGUGACCGUCGCGGCGGCCAGCAGAACCGAGGUGGCGCAGGCGGUGGCGGUGGCGGUGCUCACCAGCAGCAGCAACAACAGCAACAAGAAAAGCCCAAAAAGGAAAAUAUCCUGGAUUUGACAAAGUACAUGGACCGCGAGAAACAAAAAACAGUCCGCGGUAUUCUCAAGGGUUAUGAUCAGUUGAUGAAUCUUGUUCUGGACGAUGUCAAAGAGACUAUGCGAGAUGAAUCUGGAAACGAAACCACCCGCUCGCUCGGCUUGAUCGUGGCGCGCGGCACCCUGUUGGUCCUCAUAUCGCCUGCCGAUGGCAGCGAGGAGAUUGCCAACCCGUUCUUGCAGCAAGAGGAGUAA